AUGAACGGACAUCGACAAAUGAGUGCAACAUCAAGUCGAAUUUUGACUGACGUUCCGUGCAAAGUCUGUCACGAUAAUUCAUCUGGGAAACAUUAUGGAAUAUUUGCGUGCGAUGGAUGCGCCGGAUUUUUCAAACGAUCCAUCCGAAGAAAUCGUCAAUAUGUCUGUAAAAAUCAUGGUCAAGGCGAUUGUCCUGUAGAUAAAACUCAUCGAAACCAAUGCCGCAGCUGUCGGUUAAGACGUUGCCUGGAAGCCGGCAUGAACAAAGAAGCUGUACAACAUGAACGCGGACCACGAAAUUCGACAAUAAGAAAACAAAUGGCACUUUUACUCAAAGAAUCUAAUGACAUCAUAAAUGCGUAUCAUCUCCAACGAUGUCAAUCAAUAUCUCUUUAUCCAGCAUCGCUUCCUAAAUUUCCAACGAUUGAUCAUCAUGAAUCAGCAGCAAAGGUUCUAUUCAAUGCGGUCAAUUGGACUAAAACAGUACCAGCAUUUACAUCUCUAGCCAAUCGUGAUCAAACUAGUCUAUUGGAAGAAAGCUGGCGUGAUCUAUUCAUUCUUACUGCCAUCGAACAACAAUUUACUCUGAAUAUCAAUGACCUUAUGUAUUCGAAUGAGAAAUGCGAAAUUUAUAAAUCUGAUAUUGCGAAUUUUCAAGAAAUUCUCGCCAAAUCCAAACAGUUGAAACUCGAUGGAAAUGAACUGAUUUGUUUGAAAAAUUUAGUUCUUUUCAAAACACAUUUAAACAAUUGUCAAACAAUGAUCAAUUCGAACUUAACCGAUCUUCAUACAAUUCAUUAUUUACAAAAUCAAGCACAAAUUCUCUUGAAUGCUUAUAUAAAUAAACAAUAUCCGUUAGAAGAUAAUCGAUUUUUGAAAUUGAUUACAUUGACUUCUUCAUUUCGUUUUAUUUCAUCGUCGAUGAUCGAAGAGAUUUUCUUUCGAAAGACAAUCGGAGAUCAAACUCAUAUGGAACAACUUGUCAAAGAUAUGUACAGAAUGGUUGUUUACCCCUGA
Adineta ricciae is the source of this 1017-nucleotide messenger RNA. The record is from the annotation of a GenBank genome assembly. NCBI's taxonomy places the organism in Eukaryota, Metazoa, Rotifera, Eurotatoria, Adinetida, Adinetidae.